AUGAGUGAAAUAGCUGUUGAUGCAGAAUUUGUAGAUAAAAAUGAGUUUAAUAAUAGCGAAGGUAAUAGAGCACGAGCAAAUAAUGUGUUUUUACCAGGAGAUGAAUUGAUAGAUGCAGAUGGAUAUAUAAGAGGGCAUGGAACACACAUGAGAGGCAAAAGUAUCACAUCGACGUAUUUUGGAAAUAUGAAGGUCACUAAUAAGUUAGUUACGGUGGAUCCUAUUGUACCUUUGAAGUAUUUGCCUCAAGUUGGGGAUGUGGUAAUUGGAAGAGUGUCUGUAAUCCAGAGUAAGAAAUGGAAGUUGGAGGUGAACAGUGCCUGUGAUGUAUGCCUUAGUCUUUCUGCAAUUAAUCUGCCUGGAGCAGUGCAGAGAAGGAAGCUUGAGUCUGAUGAAAUUGUUAUGAGAAGUUUUUUUGAUGUAGGCGACUUGGUUGUUUCUGAAGUGCAGAAGGUUAGUAAAGGAGGAAUGGUGGCAUUGCAUGCAAGGAAUGAAAAAUAUGGGAAGCUGAGUGAUGGAAUACUUGUUAUAGUUCCGUACUUCUUGCUUGAUUUACUAAAAACAAGAUUUUUGAGUAGGAGUGGAAUUGAUGUGAUAGUUGGAUGCAAUGGUUAUAUAUGGAUUGGUGCGAAAGACAAGUACAAGUCAUGCCGUGAUGUAAGCUGUUUGGCAUCCAGUAUAAGGAAUGCAGUAGAGUUUGGGAUGAGGAUUGAUAUUGAAAAGUUGUUGUAUAGCAAUGAUUGA
This is a messenger RNA of Ordospora colligata OC4, 744 nucleotides long. RefSeq names its product Rrp4-like RNA-binding protein. Gene Ontology annotation, cellular component: cytoplasmic exosome (RNase complex); nuclear exosome (RNase complex). Gene Ontology annotation, biological process: TRAMP-dependent tRNA surveillance pathway; nuclear polyadenylation-dependent rRNA catabolic process; CUT catabolic process. Gene Ontology annotation, molecular function: RNA binding. The coding region runs from base 1 to 744 and encodes 247 amino acids. The transcript has a single exon. The record is from RefSeq and is a predicted model, not a curated record. Lineage: Eukaryota; Fungi; Microsporidia; Ordosporidae.